Salarias fasciatus (jewelled blenny) is the source of this 4900-nucleotide messenger RNA. It is a transcript of the gene hmgxb3, whose product is annotated as HMG box domain containing 3. The transcript has 21 exons. The record is from RefSeq and is a predicted model, not a curated record. Lineage: Eukaryota; Metazoa; Chordata; Actinopteri; Blenniiformes; Blenniidae. The coding region runs from base 206 to 4045 and encodes 1279 amino acids.
GCCAUGUUUUCUUGCAAGGCGACAAGAAACGGAGCUACUUUAGAUCUCUUUCACUUUUCUGUUUUGUAUUUAUCAUGAAGCAUUGGCACUUUUCAGCACUACUUAUCGUGGUCACUUUGCAUAACUCGUCCGGGGAGUCGUCGUGAUCGUUCUGCGGAGUUUGCGGAGCGUCGGGUCAUCGUAGAGUCCACGAUCUUUAGGAAACAUGGAGAAAUUGGAGAUGUUUGAAGUUAUGAAAGUGACUGAGGAGGUGGAGAGCAGUUACCCCCAAAUAGAGACGAUGACCCCAAAGAAGAGAAAGAGCAAGGUUCAAGAAGAUCAUGCUGAGAGACCCAAAAAGCCCAGGUCUGCCUACCUUCUAUACUACUUUGAUGUUCACCAGAUUAUGCAACUGGGAGUCCCUAAUCUGCCGCAAUCAGAGAUCAACAAACGCAUCAGUGAGAGCUGGAAAAGGCUCAGCGUGGCAGAGAAAAGCUACUACCUGGAGAAAGCCAAGUUAGAGAAGGAAGGCAUGGAUACAUCUUCUCUUAGUCCCUCCAAAGAUCUUCCAGGUUUCCGUAAAAUCCUACCCAGAGCCAGCUACUACGUCCUGUCUAAAGGCUGCUCCUCCUCCAAUCACCAGCCCGGCGGCUCCCAGUCACAGCCGAGCACUGAGUCUCUGGACAGCCUUGCUGAAGGCGCCAUGCCCUCGGUAUCUGCAGCCCCGGAGUCCCAGUUCACGCCUCUUGGACUGGAUGAGGAGAUCGAACUUUCAGAGCACCCCAUGGUUGUUGAAGGCAUAGCAGAGGAAACUGCAGACACGUCUCCUCCUGUGGCCCUCCAGGGAAUUCCACCCCCAUCUUCCGCCUCCAUAUCAGUCAAAGGAUCGUCUUCCACAGAGCGCUACGUCUCACAGGCCUCGGUUGACCUAAUAGCAAACGUGAGCACACAGACAGGAAGUGAGGCAGCAGCUGCCAGGAGUGAAUCCUGUGGGGCAGUGAUGCCGCAGACACAGGGCGACACUGCACAGGUGGUAACCAUCAUUCCAACACAGAAUCUGCUUGAGACCAAGUCUUUGGCGAGUGUCAACACUGUGGGCCCACUGAUGAUGGUUUCUGUAGGCGGUGGGAUGGAGCAAACCACCAAACCUUCAUAUAAAAUGUCUGCAAAAACAUAUACCAGAAGAGGUCACGGGAGGUGUCUGAACCCUGGCUGCUCCUUCAUGUACGUCACCCGCCACAAACCGCCAACGUGUCCUGAAUGCGGGAACCACUUAGGCGGGAAGUGGAUACCUGCGGCAAAGAAGACAGAAGAAAAAGGAGCUCCCGAUCAAAAGAAGCAACAGACGGUGAAAUCCAAGUCGAAUCAAAGCUCUGAAGCAACACCACCACCUCCUCCUCCUCCUCCUCCUCCUCCCCCUCAGAAGAGUAACGCUGAUGUUAAAAUAAACAUCACUGCAAACAGCAAAGAACGUCAGCAGGGAUUCAAAAAGCACCGUGCACUUUCAGCUCGGCUGCCACCAGAGGGCAGCAGCAUCAAGACACAGGCUCAAACUCAGAGACAAUUGAAAAACAGUCCUGAAGCUGCCGUAGUGGAGGGUCAGGACAGGAGCACCACCGCCCUGCAGAAGAGGCCCAUGAGACCCAUCCUUCCUGCUUGCUAUAAUACAGGCCGGACUUUGUUUCAGUUCAUUACUGUCCUUCCAGAAAAAGGAAAAAUUCAGAGUGCAAACAGCAAUAAAUCAGCUUCUGCGCCUCAAGAGGGUUUCUCAGGUCUGAAACCCAGCACUCUGAAGCAGCUCGGCCUGACAGUCCCAGCCACAACUGCACAGGAUCCGGACUCAGCAGACUCGAGCCAGACUGUCUCUCAGACUGACAAGAUUGUGAACGUUCUGUCGUUUGUUCCUUUCAAACGGCAAACGGUUUCCAGCUUUGACUUGGGACUAUCCACCGCGCGGGGCAGGGGCCGCUGCAGAAACCCGUCCUGUGACUACAUGUACAAGAACAGACACAAACCUGCACUGUGCCCCAAAUGUGGCUUCGAGCUGACGCAGAAGAAGAGUAAAGCCACGAAGUCCGAGUCGUUGCUGGAUCCAUACCAGGCCCUGAGUCCCGCUCAGAAGGAGAUCCAGCGCCAGAGCACUCUGCAGCUCCUGCGCAGCUCCCUGCAGAUUCCUGAGAGCGACACCGAGCUGCAGGAAACAUUAACGCUCAUUCAGGAGCUCAACCGUCUUCAGAUCGUCCUGUUCCAACGGAGCGACCAGCAGCAGGAGGACGGCGGCAACGAGACCGAGACGCUCGUUGAGUCUGGCUGGCCUCAGUUCUACGAAUCGGCAGCGACUCACUGCGCUCUGUGCAACUACCCUCUCUUUAAAGGCAGCCAGAGUACUGUGGCAGGACAGGAGGACUGCUGGCUGCUCACUGAAACCCUGAUGCAGACAGCGUCUCUGCAGCUCAAAGUGUGCCUCAACGUUCAGUGUCUGGCUCUGCACAGCUUCACCGACCUGCAUCCAGGUUUGUUCAACAUCGGGAACAGACUGCUCGUGAGCAUUGACCUGUUCCUGAAGAUCAGGGCCGGCAUCAGACUGGGCCAGUCGCCCUCUCAGGCGGUCGGGACUGUGCUCGACCACGCCCCCAGUCAUCCUGUCCAUUCUCUGAGUCCAGAUGAAUCAUCUCAAGUUCAGGAGCUGCUGCUGAGUGGCUACUGGGCCUUCGAAUGUCUGACGGUGCGAGAUUACAACGACAUGAUCUGCGGCGUUUGCGGCGUCGCCCCGAAAGUGGAGAUCGCUCAGCGGCACACCAAGAACGUGCUGGAGCUCAAAAACGUGGAGUUCACCUGGCCUGAGGCGCCCGUCCCCGACGAGGUGCACGUGGACGACUUCUGGCUGACCAUGGAGAGCGAGGCCAUCGAGCAAGCGGCGUUUCCCGCGGACAUCCCCAUCACACGGGUGGACGCCUCCAUCAUCGCUCCCUUCACCCCCCCUCUGAUGAGAAGCCCCGUGGUGAUCAACACGGAGAAGGACAAGGUCCUGCCACAGACUCAGCAGGGUUCAGGAGAACCGUCGGUUCUGGUUCGUCUCGUUCACGACGGCGAACUGAGGCUCAACCAGAUGGAAGAUCACACCGAGGACGAGUUGAGAAACAUCCUGGACCGCUGCGGAGCGACCGUCAGCCCGGGCUCCACCAAGGCCGAGCUGCUGGCCUCUUUGAUCUCUUUCUACACACUCGUUCAUAGCGGCCUCUCCACCGCGCCACAACCCCCCGAACACCUCACUGCCGGCAAGCUGUCCAAGGUCUGCCCCCAUAAGGUGGUGUGUUCCUCCAAGUAUUUGGUGAGAGGCGAGACGGCCCGAGACCACGUGGACCUGCUGCUGUCCUCCCGCUACUGGCCUCCGGUCUACGUGUGCGACUGCCCCCGUCAGGUGGCACUGUGCGCCGACAUGCAGUAUCCGCAGCUGGCAGCCCAGAUGUGGGGCAGGAACCAGGGCUGCUUCUCUGACCCCUUCGAGAAGCCAGAGCUCGUUUCAUGCGACGAGCUGCAGGAGCAGCCGUACAGGGUGGACCUGUCCUUGGCGGCGGAGAACCAGCAGGUUCACCCCAUCACCAGAUCGCCCUCCUGCUGGCUGGUUCGGCCCCCGGCGGCCCGGCGGCCCGCUGGUCCGGAGCACCACUCCAUGGAGCUGUGCAGAGACCUGGAGCCCUACGUCGGCCUGGUGGCCGAGCUGGGGACGGAGGGCGGGGAGAAAGAAACGACCGACGCGUCCAAGGACGGCGAAACGGAGGACGGCGCCGGGGGACAAGCCAUGGUCUUCAACAACACGGCCUAUUAUUACCUCUACAACCGCCUGGUGGAUUUCCUCAGCAGCAGAGACAUCGUGAGUCAGCAGAUCAGCCAGGUGGUGAAGGCCUGCCAGCCCGGGGAGGUGGUGAUCCGGGACGCUCUGUACCGGCUGGGCGUGGCUCAGAUCAAAACGGAGAAGGGCGACGACGAGGGGAGCGGCCCGGAGGCACCGGCGAAGCAGGACGGGGUGGAGACGUACGAGGUCGUCCUGCCCGACAACGGUUGAUAUCAGCGGAGUGACGAAGACGCACUCACACCGGACGAGUGUUUCACUGUUUUUAUUCACUGUUCAUUCAGUGUGACGUGUCUGUAGCGGACGCAACCUAAAUGUGUCUGAGAUGGACUGAAUUUUAAGAAACGUGAACUGUUUGUAGCUGUGGAGAAUCGUGCCAAGUGUUAAAUGUUGACUGAAGGAAUCUAAAGGAGCGAGUGUUUUUAUCUCCUACAACCAACAGAGGAAAGAAACUUUUAACAGUCUUUUUUUUUAAUAUAAGUGAGAAUAAGAGUAACAUGGAGAGAAUGGAGACCGAAUCUUAACUCUGAAAUGACUGAAUGUAUUUUAUGCCAUUAAGAUGUCAUGAGUGAAAAAAAAAAUACUCUGAAAGAACAUAUGAGAGUGAGACACACUAGAGGGCUGCACCUUUAUGUUCCAGUGACUGAAAGAAUGAUUGAUUUCUUACUAUAAGCUCCUAAUGCCAGUAUUUAACCAUGGAUCUUUAUGUCACUUGCUGCCUUUAUUACUGACAUUUCCUUUUAGCCAUGUGAUGACGGAGUGUGUAAGCCGUACUGUAUAUCAUAUUGUGAUAUCGGACCUUAGCUUGUGGCCUUUGGGCUCCCCCCAGUUGAGGGAAACUGAUGAAAACAAAGACUCAGUCAGGUGUCUGACCUGACGUGAACCCGUCCACUUUGAGAAAGCAGCUGACAGCAAUCUGCCCGCUCUUUGUUGUGAGUAAAGACAUUUGCAACUUUCUUGUUGGUCAAAGGUCACAACAGUUGUGUAAAUGGAAACUACACAAAUGAACAAAGUUUGCCUUCGGUAAAUUUGCUUUGUUAUAACAUUGCUUUCUGAAAAUAAACUUUA